AUCACGCUAGCAUCAAAAUGGCUCCUUACGAAGCCUUGUAUGGUCAAAAGUGUAGAAGCCCACUAUGCUGGGGAGAUAUGGUUGAUGCAGUGGUGUUAGGACCCCAAUACCUGCAAGAAACAGUUGAAAAGGUCAAACUGAUCCAAGCAAGAAUGAAGGCUGCUCAAGACCGUCAAAAGUCGUAUGCAGACUUAGGGCGAAAACCAUCAGAAUUCCAAGUGGGUGAAAAAGUGCUUUUAAGAGUAUCGCCUACAAGAGGAGUCAUGCGGUUUGGGAAAAAGGGUAAGCUAAGUCCAAGAUUUAUUGGACCAUAUGAGAUAUUGGAUAAAGUUGGACAAGUGGCUUACCGGUUAGCCAUGCCUAUGGAGUUGGACAAGGUACAUGAUGUCUUCCACAUCUCUCAGUUAAAGAAAUAUGUUCACGAUGCCUCACACGUGAUAAGGCCAGAGGUGGUGGAGAUGGACGAAACUCUCUCGUAUGAGGAGACUCCAGUAAAGAUAUUGGAUUUCAAAACCCGUGACACCCGAAGGAAAUCCAUAAAGCUUGUAAAAGUGCUAUGGUCCAACCACUCAGUUGAGGAAGCUACGUGGGAAGUAGAAGAUGAUAUGAGGAGUCGUUAUCCGACUUUAUUUGGAUCAGGAGUAGUAGAGCAAGUGUGAAGCUAGCUUGGAAAAAAAAGGGAUCCUAGAAACAUCUCCAAGUAAGUGGAUUUGUACCUCAUGCUUGCCCUUAAUUUUAUGUUUUCGUUGAAAAACUAAAACAUAUGUAUUUGUGGAAUGGAUUUGAUGUGCACCCUAUUUGUAAAAAAAAAUUUAGUUAUGAGUAGUAUGAUCCUAUUCAUGAAAUU
Messenger RNA from Ipomoea triloba (trilobed morning glory), 847 nucleotides. RefSeq lists its product as uncharacterized. Bases 18 to 659 code for a protein of 213 amino acids. The record is from RefSeq and is a predicted model, not a curated record. The transcript is spliced from 4 exons. NCBI's taxonomy places the organism in Eukaryota, Viridiplantae, Streptophyta, Magnoliopsida, Solanales, Convolvulaceae.